AUGGAGAGUGCCAACACCUCAAUGCAAAAUCAAAGGUGCAUCACAUUGCUCCAAGCAGAAGCCGACGAUGACAACGAAAGUUAUUUCCGACUCCUGAUCAAUGGAUCAGUCAGGUAUAUCACCAUUGCCCACGGUAUCUGGAGCACAGAUGAUAUGUGCUUCGGCCCAUCUCUAGCCUCAAUUCUCCCCGAUCUCCCCACAGGCAAUUGGAAUGAUGGACUGGUGACCAAACACCCAGAAACCGCCAAGCCAUACUUUUCGCGCGCCACUCGAACCUCGUUCCCUGGUGUUAAGAAUACAUGGCAUAACACCUUCGUUGAUUAUAUGGAUCUCGGAGAGAGUAGGAGACUCCACACGGGCAUUUACGAAGUCAAAUGUCCUCAAUUUGAGGAUCUUGUUGUCGUCAAGUUUGCUCGCUUUGAUUGGGAAAUUGGAUACAUGGAGGGCGAGACUGCUGCCUACCAGUUGAUUGAAGGUUAUAACAUUGGUCCCCGGUUCUUGGGGCAUCUCACUGAAAAUGGUCGUGUUAUUGGUUUCGUGAUUGAGCGUAUCACCAAUGCCCGACAUGCUGGACCUCAGGAUCUUGACAUUUGCCAGCAGAGUCUUACUCGAUUACAUGCUUUGGGGAUUAAGCAUGGCGAUGUGAAUCGGUUUAAUUUCUUGAUUCGUGGCUCAAACGCUAUUUUGAUGGAUUUUGAGAAGGCCUGCAAGUGCGAUGAUUCUGACUCACUCGCUGAAGAGCUUCGCGACUUGCAAGAUACGUUGGAAUCUUCGUCGACGAAGGGUGGCAGGGGGUAUCUUUGUUAG
Molecule: messenger RNA, 807 nt
Organism: Penicillium vulpinum
Lineage: Eukaryota; Fungi; Ascomycota; Eurotiomycetes; Eurotiales; Aspergillaceae
Exons: 1
Coding region: 1-807 (268 amino acids)
Source: RefSeq, a predicted model, not a curated record